Penicillium macrosclerotiorum is the source of this 210-nucleotide messenger RNA. RefSeq lists its product as uncharacterized. NCBI's taxonomy places the organism in Eukaryota, Fungi, Ascomycota, Eurotiomycetes, Eurotiales, Aspergillaceae. The transcript has a single exon. The record is from RefSeq and is a predicted model, not a curated record. The coding region runs from base 1 to 210 and encodes 69 amino acids.
AUGGUCUGGGCUGAUCUCAAUGCUCGGAAGCGCCGAGGAAGCUUCUGGGGCGCGAUAGAGACUUCCACUCACCGUUGUACUUUCGGCCAGGAUGCAGAUGAAACCGCCCAGCGGGACCUUGGGGCGUCACUCGGGAGGGGGGAAGGAGCGAAUGUGAACGAGUCGCGGUGCUUCGUUACGCAGUGCCGGGACGAAAACAAUAUGGUGUAA